This is a messenger RNA of Plodia interpunctella (Indianmeal moth), 6964 nucleotides long. RefSeq names its product black match (gene bma). The record is from RefSeq and is a predicted model, not a curated record. The transcript is spliced from 19 exons. NCBI's taxonomy places the organism in Eukaryota, Metazoa, Arthropoda, Insecta, Lepidoptera, Pyralidae. Bases 245 to 2887 code for a protein of 880 amino acids. Gene Ontology annotation, molecular function: ATP binding; protein kinase activity. Gene Ontology annotation, biological process: protein phosphorylation.
CUCAGCGGCCGCACGGUCUGACGCUGGCAGAGUCCGCGAACUACUGCGCUCGACGCGCCAUGUAGUUUUUGCCCAACAUUAAAAAACAAGCCUCAAACUGUUGUCAACUAUCAAAAAAGUUGUUAAAAAAUAUUCCGGGGCAGCAGCUGACACCCACCAGCCGGGGACUUCGGGUGAAUCAGCUUGCGAACCGGAACCACCAAAAUCGGAAACUGUCCCACUUGGUCGAAAGAUCGGCAAAGGUAUGGCGGGAAUAAUUUCCAAACUGAAGAGUGGGGUGACCAAUAACAACCCCCCACCGCUGGAGAGCAACCCCAUCAUGCAAUACUUCGAGGUGGGGAAGGAAAGCAGCACGGCCGGCCCCGGGCUGGUGUGGAGGGUCCAUGAUGCCUACAGGAAGAGCGACGGCAAGGAAUGUUCCGUUUUCGUGUUCGACAAGCGAAUAGCGGAGAAGUUGUACAAGCCCAAACGGAAGGAGAGCAUGCUGGACAGGAUCCGCGCUUGUGUCUCGCAGCUAGAGAAGAUGCGCCACCCCAAGAUGCUGCAGAUCAUCCAUUCCAUUGAAGAAGGCCACAAUACCAUCGCUUUUGCCUCUGAACCUGUCCUCGCAAGCUUACAUAAUGUUCUCGCCUGGCACGAGUCAUCGCCCGUUCUGCCGGGGGGGCAGCAGCCAGUUUUCCCGCACCCGAUCUCGCUGGGCCCGUCGAGCGCGCAGCCGCCGCAGCACACGGCGCCCGCGCAGCGCCCACCCUACGCCAAGGAGUACUACUUUCUUGAUAUCGAACUCCGAUACGGCAUCUUGCAGAUUAUCGAAGCCCUGCACUAUUUGCACUACACUGCGCGCCAGAUCCACCGCAACGUGUGUCCGCAGGUCAUCAUCGUCACCAAGCGCGGCACCUGGAAACUGUUCGGCCUCGAGUUUGUCGAGAACAUAAUCGGUCCCGACCCCACCGAGAUGAUGAACGUGCCGCCCUGGUCCAUCAAAGUUGCUAAAAUAGCCCAGCCCAACUUGGAUUUCUUAGCUCCGGAGGUGCAGACAAACGGACAGUGCAACAUACUGUCAGACAUGUUCUCCUUGGGCCUGGUGAUCUGCGCAGUCUUCAACAGCGGCAAGUCUCUGCUGCAAGCCAAUAACAACCCUAUGCUCUACAUGAAACAGAUCGAAUUUCUGGAGCAACAAGUGAACGCCGUGCUGCCGCGCGUACCCGCGGCGCUCCAGGAGGCGGUACAACGGCUGCUGACCCGCGACCCCCACCCCCGCCCUACCACUCAACUGCUGCCGCUCAUCAAGUAUUUCAAGUGCCAAAGUGAGCCGGCUAUCCACGCGAUGCAGUUUCUGGACGUGAUCACCAUGAAGGACCCUAACCAGAAGACUAACUUCUACCGCGGCACCCUCAUCGAUGCCCUGCCGUACAUCCCCAAGAAAUUGCGCUGGCAGCACGUGUGGCCGGCGCUUCAGCUGGAGGUGCGCACGGCGGAGGUGCUCGCCGCCGUGCUUCAGCCCAUCAUCUGGCUCACCAACGAAGCCACGCAAGACGAGUUUUCUCAUUAUGUGUUGCCGACACUCAAGAUUUGUUUUAGGAAUUUAAUGAAUUCUCCUAAGAGCAUUCAAGCAUCAGUGACUAUUUUGGAGAACCUGCACGUGAUCCUCAAGAAGUGCCAGAAGGAUGAAGUCAACAAUGAGAUCAUGCCGCUGCUGUUUGCUGCCCUCGAUAACAACACCAAUCAAAUACAGACAGCGUCGUUAAUUGCCAUUCAAAACGUGUCCGAUUACAUCGAUGACAAAUCGCUGCAUGGCGUCGUGCUCGCCAAGGUCAAGGUUCUGCUUGAGAAGAACCAAAGUGACGUGAAAGUUAUCAGCCUUAUUCUCGGUUUCUAUGAGAAGAUCCUGCUGCGCCUGGAGAGGACUCACCUCCUCGAACAAGUCAUCCCGACACUCCUCUGCAUGAGGCUUAGCGACCCGGAUAUCAUUAACCGGGUUGUCAAGCUCUACAAGUCGAUGCUUCUGGAAAGAAAAUUCGGGUUGACCACCAACGUGAUGGCCACAAAGAUGAUACCGUCGUUGGCUCCUCAAACCGUCAAUCCAGCUCUGAACGUCGAUCAAUUCACCAAUCUUAUGGAGAUUUUGUACGACAUGCUGGACAACAUUGACAAGAACCAACGCUACAAGUUGAAGCUGGACAGCCUGACGCUGCCGAGCCCCGAGCGCCACCGCCCGCUGCGCCACCAGAUGAGCACCGACAAUAUGAACGUGCCGCCUUUCAACAUCCCCAACCUGCGCGUAGAACAGCGCAAGACCUCCAGCGCCGAGGACAUGGCCCGCAAAAACUCCAUGAGCGGACCCAGUGGCACCGGUAGCGUCGGCGGGGGCUUCAAGAGUACGGGCAUCGGACAAUGGUUCUUUGGUUCGAACAACUCAACAAACAACGAUAACAACUUCUUGCGCGUCGCGAGCGCAUUCCCUAAUCGUCGACUUUCAGAUAACACUUUAAUGACCCCAAAGAUCCGUAUUGCCCCAUCUUGCGCAUCGUCCCCAGGAGGGACCCCUGGAGGUAACUCUGGAUUACCAACACGUCGUCAUUCCAGCAUCGGACCCCAAGAACGUCGCGGUUCUGCCGUUAAUUUGUCGCCACCAACUGGCUACCAGAGCAGGGGGCGCGGCGGCUCGGGCUCGAGCCUGUCCGUGCCGUCAGCCUCUCAAUGCGUCCUUGCACGGAGCAUGAUCGGCGGUUCAAUGCCAAACACCUCGUCAAGUGUGCCGUUCUUGCUGACGUCGUCAAUGCAGUCGAUCCGGUCGCGGCGGCCGUCCACGUGCAACUCGCAGGGCUCCGGCAUCCUGCAGCAGCUGAGCAGCGGCAUGUACCAGCUGUUUUCCGGGCGUACGUAAACAUUUGAUUAACGUUAGAGCCGCGGCCGCCCCGUAGCGAACACUCGCGGGCUCGCGACGCCCGCGCCGCCCCGCGCCGGCCGCCGCUAGCACCCGUCGCGCGACUCCGCCUCACGCGCACUACCGCACUGAAAAUGAGCUUCUCAAUUCAAUACUUCGUCUUAAUUAAAAGUAACAAAAUGUAGCAACUGUCAUGUAAGUGUCAUGCGUCGGCCUAACAAUAUUCGAAACUUUUUUUUGUAAAUCCAAUAGAUCCGGCACAACAAUUAUUUUUCGAAUAUAAAGGAAUGCAUUGCAUGCUGCCAUCAUUUUAAAAAUUUUAGGAACUAUUGUAGGCGAGUUUCGUUUGAUUUGAUUAGAAAUGUGUAAGUUUUAACAAAUAAUGCAUCAAGUGACAAAACACAUGUCGAGCUCUGAAUGAUUUAGAAUGCAAUUAGUGGUUACAGCUGCCCUAGCCGCCCCAGGUGCCAGAACAUCGCUCAGAGGCUGCAGAGCGCAUCGCGGCGCUGCGCUCUGGGGCGGCGGGGCGACUCGUGUUUCGUUGCGUUUUGCAUUGCGCCUGGCGAGCACUUUAUGAUGCACCUGUUCAAUACCUAUAUAUAACUUUGUUUAUUGUGCACACUUUCACAUUUAAAUAUCUGUAUAUCAGUUAAUACUGGACCGAUUGAAUAUUAUUUAAAUUAAAUCUUAGACUGCUUAAUGAAAAGCUUUUAAUAUUUAAUAAUUAUAUUUAUAUAAUCUUGAGGGAAUCGCUAAAAUUUAAAAUAAAUUUGCAUCUUCCCAGAUGCAGUGUCCCCUGCAAGUCGAGCAAAUACAUAUUUUACUAUAAUUCGGAUAUGUGGCACCGAAAACAAAUUUUAUUUUCCUCAAAUUGUAAUAAGUUGCUACAAAUUGGCAGAUCUUGUUAAAACUUUAUUUUACACAGGCUUGUCGGAAUCGCAUUUAUUUAUAUUAUUAAUAAUGAAUUGUGAUAGGAUCCUAUGCACGUAAUUGCAUUUUGAUCCGAAGUGAGAAGGGUGCCAAACGCUAAAUUUACGUUAAGGAAUUAUAUAAGUCGCAUCAAUAAAACAAAACGACUGUUUGGAAUUCCCAAAAAUUCUACGUACCAUAUAAAAGUAAUCCAUUUGUUUAAAUAAAGUGCCUAUUUGAUUUCAAUUCAGAUGAUUUGUUUUCGUUUCUCCUUUGAGAUUUAUCUAAAGAGUUCUACUACAUUGUACCUACUCAUAUCACGCGGCUAAGGUCUACAUCGGAAAGUAUAGAUCUAGUGAUAUGAUAACAUAAAGAGAAGUCUUGGCUGACUGCCUCUUCCAUUGAAUUAAUGAUUUUUGUAAAAAAAAAAGUGAUGGUCCCUUUAUGGAGAUUGCUAACAUAUCGAAUAUUAUACUUCUUAAUUUAGGACAAGAUGUGAUUAAAUUAUAACUAAAUUUAUUGAUUGUCGGCUUUUUUCAUAAUCGAAUUUUCGUUGACAUUUUCGCCAGAAGGGACAUCGUAAAAAACAGGCACGAUAAAACAUUUAAAUGGACCGGGACUUAUACUGAAACAUCGACCCAAUUUGGAAAUCUUAUAUAUUCUGUAUUUUUAUAAAAUCCAAUUUAUUAUUUAUACUUUAUUGAAUGAAAUAUAAAUAUUUUUGAGAAAACAAAUAAUGCUACUUAUAGCUUUUUACGCUCUUGUAUUUGUGAUCUUAAUUAUAUAUUGGUCUCAUUAAGUAUUUAUUUAUGGUAUAAACAGAAAAUUAUAUACCAUUAUAUUGCACUAUUUACACUGUAGAACUACCUGAUUACAUUUCUAUAAUAAGUAAUAUAAAACAAAGUCACUAGUUCAUUUAUAUAUUGAUGAUUUUAAAUGUGGUUUUCCACUUUUUAUCAUGACUUUUUAUUCUAGAAAAUAUGUAAAUAAAUAUCUUAUUUUCAACUUAUAUAAAACCGCGGCAAGUCCGGUUCACGUAUCCUUCAAUGGAAUUAUAAUUUUUAUUAAAGUUUUACCUUGUAAGAUUGUCCAGAAAGUGAGAAAUAGGGAUAGGAAAUUCCUUGGAUUAAGAUAAAUAAAUAUCGUAGGUAGUUACCUACAUUAUCGUAAUGUAAAAUUAAUAUAUUGGUGUUGUGAACCUGUCCUGAGGAGUAUUUGCCUUUAUCUAUGAAAGUUAGAAUGAACACGAUAUUAACGUUGGAUACAACGAUAGUCAUAAUGAUACGUGCAUGUCCGACAUUACUAAAGUUUAAUAAAAUAUGGUUUUUUAUUGGUUUGGGUUUGGUAAUUGAGAACAAAACAUUUGACGUAAGUAUUAAAAAAUAUAAAUAUGGGUGGCUUUCACAUUAUGCUGAGUCUAUGUAAAACAAAAUUUCCUACUUAAGUUUAUUAAUUGUGCUCAAUUGGUGAAAUCCAACAACUCCAAUAGAUAGUUAGUAAAAAAAUUUUGACUGCCCGUAUUAUGCGUCCGAUCUGCUAAUCGAACAUUUUGUAAGGGCGAGGAAAAUUAUAGUUGUUUAUUUGAUUAACAAAUACUGCAGAAAUUUGAUGUUUAAAGCCACCCUAAUAUUAUUGGCAUGUUGACUAUAGAAACUGAUUACGGUGAGUAAACUAUACUCGUACCUAUAAAUAAGUACAUAUUAUUCCAAUUAUUAAAAUUUCGAUACGUGUUUCAGUCACAAUUAAAAUUGCGCUAUAAAUUCCGACUAAGUAAAUGUUAGGGAUAGGAUGAGCGAACGUUGCAAUGUCGGCCGAGAUGUUCCCAUCCAGAACAUGGAGAAGCAUAUUAAUUGUCUUGACGACGUUAUAUUACGUAAAUAACAAGUUAAAUUAACACAAUGUGUGUGCCUAUUUGUGACAAACAAUGCCACAAAAGGACUGUGUGCUGGUCAUAACCUUAACUAUUCAUUUCUGUAGAAAACGUUCCAAAGUACUUAUUAUUAACGCUAUUAAAUUCACAUUCUAUGAAGUACUUAUUCGAGUCUAAGACAUUUUAUAUUUUGAAAACGUUUUAAAUAUUAAUUCUUCGAAGGGUUGUGGUGUUUGCUCAUUGUUAGACUUAUGAAUAAGUUUUACAUGUACUACCUACCUAUCUACCUUUGUAUAUUUAUCCUUGAUAUCGCUCUAUAAACAUUUUAUAAUAUUUGAUGUGAUUCUACGAUAUGUACCUACCUUUAUGUACCUAAAAUAUACACGUAGUUAGCAUUUGUAUUAAAUAUUGUGCUAUCUUGUGAUCUUGUUCUGUGAAUAGACUUCUUUAUAACCUCGACUGCUAACUUUUCUAGGACAAAAGAGAUAAUAUUCGACAAUACUUUUGUAAGUUCUUUCCUCGCAGAUAGAUGCGAAAUUAAAUUCUUCUCAAAAUUUUAGGUGAACUAAAUUUUUAUCGUGUUUGAGCUUACUCAGGUUAAUAUAGAAUUAAAAUAAUUACGAUUUUUACUCAAUUCUAUUUCCUGUUAUAUUUAGAUGAAAAUUGUUGCCUUAAAUUAGGUUUUUUCUGAUCUUAUUUUAGUAGGAAUUACAUUCAGACUGAGUCGCCCGAAACUGUUAGGCAUUAUUUAAGUACAGAACGAUUUCGUAACCAAACUUAUAUUUCUAUAGGUCACUUUCUUUCUUUCUUGACUCUAAGCCCUAUCACUUUCGAUGUAACUUUAUAAUAUAGGAAGUUAUCCGUAAAGAGAUACAAUAUAUAGAGAAUACAAUUGCAAUUGCAAUUAUAUAGAGAAUACCAUAUAUUCACAUAAAUUAUAUAUUCCCUUAUCUGAAUGUUUAAAUUCCACUUAUUAAAUAGACGAAUAAGAUGUUAUUAAAUAACAGAAGUUAGCAUGUAUUCAGAGUUGUUGUUUAAAUCCAAUAUUAGGUCCCCUACAUGAUGAAAUAUUUACCUAAAAAUAAAAAUAAAAAAACUGUAGAUUGAAUGUGUAUAGUAAGAAUAAAUGUUAUUUGCGGUUCAUGUGAAACAAAAUAUAUAAUUACCAAUUAAGUCUAAAAUAAAUAUCAAAAUCUAUACGAAAAUAUCCAAAAUUGUAAACUUAUCAAAAUGUACCGAAGAGGCAUAAACAAAUUUAUGUUGUUCUUUGUCAUUCUAUUAAUGUAUACGUGGCACAU